GGGGAAACACUCACAGUCCCCCACUUUGCAGUUCGAAUUGCCCUCUUCUUACUGCAAAGGGUUUUCGUCUUUGCCGGCGGAGCAAAGAGCCGCUCCGGACGGUUUUCAACAGGAGAAAACUUCAUCAGUCGCCGUUUCUCUUUCUUAUCCACCAGCACCGCCACCGGUUCGUUUGAUAUGGAGUCUACUGCACCAAAUCAACUGCGCUCAAUUAAACUGUGGCCUCCAAGCCAUGGCACCAGGCUUGUUCUUGUGCAACGUAUAGUUAAAAAUCUCACAACUCCAUCUAUUCUAUCUAGAAAAUAUGGCAUUUUAAGCAAGGAAGAAGCAGAAGAAGAGGCAAAGCAAAUAGAGUCAUCAGCCUUUGCCAUUGCAAACCAACACUUUGAAAAGGAACCUGAUGGUGAUGGAGGAUCUGCUGUACAAACUUAUGCUAAAGAAUCCAGUAAACUCAUGGUGGAAGCUGUCAAAAGAGGCCCUAAACCAAAAACAGAUCAAGAACCUGAACCCAUACCAGAUACAGUUACACCACACCAUGAAACCUUCUUUGACAUUUCUGGAGGAAAGCGAGCCUUCAUUGAGGCAGAUGAAGCUCAAGAACUUCUAAAACCUUUAUCUGAACCUGGAAACAAAUACACAAAGAUAUGUUUUAGCAAUAGAAGUUUCGGUCUGGAUGCUGCCCGAAUUGCUGGACCCAUUUUGUCAUCUCUGAAAGAACAGUUGACCGAAGUUGACUUAUCCGAUUUUAUCGCCGGGAGGCCAGAAGCUGAUGCUCUUGAAGUCAUGACCAUUUUUGCCUCAGCUCUUGAAGGGUCAAAUCUUAGGUAUUUAAACCUUUCAAAUAAUGCUUUAGGUGAAAAAGGUGUAAGGGCAUUUGAAAAGCUUUUAGCUUCACAAAGUAAUCUUGAAGAGUUGUAUUUGAUGAAUGAUGGUAUCUCAGAGGAAGCUGCAAAGGCAGUAUGUGAAUUAAUCCCAUCAACAAAUAAACUCAAAGUCCUUCAUUUUCAUAACAACAUGACCGGAGACGAAGGAGCGAUUGCCAUUUCCGGACUCGUGAAGGAAUCACCAAUUCUGGAGGACUUCCGGUGUUCCUCCACGAGGGUUGAUUCCGAAGGCGGGGUUGCAUUAUCUAAAGCACUCGGGACUUGUCCCAAUCUGAAAAAGAUUGAUCUUCGUGACAAUAUGUUUGGAAUCGAAGCCGGAAUCGCAUUAAGCAAAGCCAUUCCAGUGUUUACUAGUCUCACCGAGGUGUAUUUUAGCUAUUUGAAUUUGGAGGACGAGGGGACUUUGGCUCUUGUGAAUGCAAUCAAGGAUUCCGAUUCCCCCCUUGAAGUUCUUGAGAUGGCCGGAAACGAUAUUACAUCGGAAUCGGCUUCGGCUUUGGCGGCUGUUAUAACCGCAAAGAAAAAUACUUUGAUUAAAUUGGUUUUAUCUGAGAAUGAAUUGAAGGAUGAAGGUGUGAUAGUGAUUGCUAACUCACUCAAAGAAGAGUUUGGACAGUUGACCGAAGUUGACCUGAGCACAAACGGAAUCAGAACGGUUGGAGCUAGGGCUUUGUCGCAGGCUGUUGUGGGUAAACCAGGGUUUAAAUUACUGAACAUUAAUGGUAACUUUUUAUCGGAUGAAGGGGUUGAUAAUGUGAAAGAGAUAUUCAAGAGUUUUCCUAGUGUUCUCGGUCCAUUGGACGAAAAUGACCCUGAAGGAGAAGAAUAUAAUGAUGAUGAUGAUGAUGAUGAUGAUGAAGAUGGUGAUGAUGCUAAUGAAGAUGAGUUGCAGUCAAAGCUUAAGGAUCUUGAGAUCAAGCAGGAAGAGUAGGAGAAGAUGGAUUCAGUAUAUUUAGAAUCUAAUCAAGAGUUAGGAUGAAUGAUAUGUUUUCUAUCUAUAUAUUAUUCAAACCUAUAAAGCUGGGUACUUGUAUUAUUAUUACAACUCUAUUAUGACUUUUGUUGUCGUUUUAUAAUUUGAAAUUUUGUUCUAGAAAUGAAA
Messenger RNA from Lactuca sativa (garden lettuce), 1986 nucleotides. RefSeq names its product RAN GTPase activating protein 1 (gene RANGAP1). Gene Ontology annotation, molecular function: GTPase activator activity; protein binding. The record is from RefSeq and is a predicted model, not a curated record. NCBI's taxonomy places the organism in Eukaryota, Viridiplantae, Streptophyta, Magnoliopsida, Asterales, Asteraceae.